AACUCAAAACUUGGGUGCACCAUAAAUGCGUGCUGGUGCACCCAAAUUAAAACUUUAGGCGCACCAGUGCACCCAAGGAAAAAGUUAGUCUGGAGCCCUGCUUAGCCUUAGAAAAUAGGGCUCAGGUCUAAGACUGGGUUGCCAGGGUGGAUCCUAUACUGUAGUCGCCAGGCGGGGUUACCAGGCUGGAUUCUGUAAUCUAGUCGUAAGGCUUGGUUGCCAGAUUGGAUUCUGUACUCUAAUUGUAAGGCUUGGUUGCCAGGGUGAAACGUAUAUGCUGUAAUGUCAUUGCCAGUACAAUGCCCACAGUACACGGGUCCCAGGGCAUUCCAAAGGGGAGGGAGGGGAAGAGAGGGAGAAGACGUUUCUUGUGUUUAGUUUUGAAAUCUUACUCUUUUCCUCUCUCUUUACAACUCUCAAAUUGUACUUACUAGCGCUGUGCCAAUUUUCUAAAUAAUUUUAGAUAAUUUUAGACGUUAUUUUUGAUUAUCACGAUCAUACCUGGUGACAAAUGGCUUUUAUGACGAUCACUCUUAUUUUUCGGUAAACCCCUAUUGCAGCACCUUAAGUUUCAACAAGGGAUCAGCUCAACAAAAUGUGUUUUUUAGACUAUGAGUGCCAGAUGAUCACAUCACAAUGAUAUCAUUCAAGAUACGCUGGCGUUUGGCUAAGCUAGCUGGUUUAAUGUGUGUUGUGGGGCGAGAAGGCCUGUAUGUUCUUCUGCUGGACUGCUAAUGAGUUUGAGAUCUCCAGUGGUGUGUGUAUAUGUGUGUGGACUGCAAACGCACACCACUGAGAGCGCACAACAAGACCUACAAUCUCAUCAUUCUGGGAGCUAAAAGCUACAGCUCCCAUGUAUGAUGUAAGAACUCCAAGCUAUCUUAUUUUAAACCAACCCAUACACACACACUAGCUUACUUUGAUUGUAAUUUACAUACUAGAUUAUCUCACACCGAACUAAGUAUGCACACUAGCUCUUUUUAAUUGUCAUGUACAUGCUUAUUUAAAUAAUCUUUUGCUAUCGUUCACUCAUGUUGGCUUUUCAAAGGCAAGCGUGUUAGCUAAUUGACGCCUUGCAGAUUAUCUUAAUUUAGACUAAACCGAACGUACACUUAAGCUUUGACUUUACACUCAAAGAUCAAACUGGAGUGGCUAGGAAUGAGGAUAGUAAGGUUUAUUCUCCCAGUCAGACGGAGAGGACGGACGGAGCACCAGAACUCACAGCCAAUCAGACAUGGGACUACGUUUAGAUGGACUAAAUGGGUCCCAUGGUUGUUUGUGUGCGUUCGAUCAGUGCUUGGUCGUGACUUCUGGUGUGGCCGUUUCGUCGUAGGACAGUCAGAGGCUUGAUGAUGAUUGGUGAUUUCAAGUCUGGCAGAAAAGCAUACAGGCGCCCCCUCUGGGCAGACAGGAGCACUGCAGGCUGCACGCAGCCAGUGGGAGCUUCAUAGCAGAGAUGCAGUUGUUCGUGAGACAACUGGGCAGAAAGGUGAACGGCCGGGAGCAUGGGUCCAACAAGAAGCUGGCGGCCCAGUCCUGCGCUCUGUCCCUGGUGAGGCAGCUGUACCACCUGGGAGUGGUGGAGCCCUACACCGGCAUCACCAAGAAGAAGGAGGGGGAACACCUGGAGCCCUACGACGUCAGGCUGGCCCCAGACCUGGAGCCCCAGCUGAUGAGCCUGGUGGCGGAGCUGGGGGUCACUAUCCCUCCGCCUCCCUUGGACCCAACCGCCCCCCCAGUGUCUCUGAUCCAGGGCAAGAUGGCGUCGUUCGAGCCCUCCCAGCGGCAGGCGGGGGCGGGGGUCGUGCCCUGGUCCCCCCCCCAGGUCAACUGGAACCCCUGGACCAGCAGCAACAUUGACGAGGGGCCCCUGGCCUUCUGCACCCCGGAGCAGAUCAGCACUGACCUCCUGAACGAACUCAACUACCAGCGCGAGCACAACGAGAGCCUGCACAAGAUCCUCUCGGAGCGUGAUGUCCUGCCGGUGAAGAAGUUUGAGCAGCAGAUCCUGUCGGCCCUGGAGAGCAGCUCGGUGGUGAUCAUCAGGGGGGCCACGGGCUGUGGGAAGACCACCCAGGUGCCCCAGUACAUCCUGGACCGCUGCAUCAUCAGCAGCCACGCCGCAGACUGCAACAUCGUGGUCACCCAGCCUCGGCGCAUCAGCGCUGUGUCGGUGGCGGAGCGCGUGGCCUACGAGAGGGGGGAGGAGCUGGGGAACAGCUGUGGCUACAGCGUCCGCUUCGAGUCGGCCCUCCCGCGACCCCACGCCAGCAUCAUGUUCUGCACCGUGGGUGUGUUGCUGAGGAAGCUGGAGGCGGGGAUCCGAGGGAUCAGUCAUGUGAUCGUGGACGAGAUUCACGAGAGAGACAUCAACACGGACUUCCUGAUGGUGGUGCUGCGGGACGUGGUGCAGACCUACCCGGAGGUGCGGGUCAUCCUGAUGUCGGCCACCAUCGACACCACCAUGUUCCAGGACUACUUCUUCAACUGCCCCGUCAUCGAGGUGCACGGACGCACCUUCGAGGUGCAGGAGUACUACCUGGAGGACUGCAUCCAGAUGACCCACUUCGUCCCCCCGCCCAACGACCGCAAGAAGAAGGACAAGGACGAGGAGGGAGGAGAUGAGGACACCAACUGCAACGUGCUGUGCGGGCCUGAGUACACGGCGGACACCAAGCGGUCCAUGGCCCUGAUGAGCGAGAAGGAGACGCCCUUCGAGCUGGUGGAGGCGCUGCUCCGCUACAUCGAGACCCUGCAGGUGGCCGGCGCCGUGCUGGUCUUCCUGCCCGGCUGGAACCUCAUCUACUCCAUGCAGAGGCACCUGGAGAUGAACCCGCACUUCGGAAGUAGCCGCUACCGCAUCCUCCCGCUGCACUCCCAGAUCCCCCGGGAGGAGCAGAGACGAGUGUUCGACCCCGCCCCCAACGGAGUCACCAAGGUCAUCCUGUCCACCAACAUAGCAGAGACCAGCAUCACCAUCAACGACGUGGUGUACGUCAUCGACUCCUGCAAGCAGAAGGUGAAGCUGUUCACGUCCCACAACAACAUGACCAACUACGCCACGGUGUGGGCCUCCAGGACCAACCUGGAGCAGAGGAAGGGGCGAGCGGGCCGCGUCAGGGCCGGCUUCUGCUUCCACCUCUGCUCCCGCGCACGCUUCGACAAGCUGGAGCCCCACAUGACUCCAGAGAUCUUCCGCACCCCGCUCCACGAGGUGGCGCUCAGCAUCAAGCUGCUGCGUCUGGGCGCCAUCGGUCACUUCCUGUCGAAAGCCAUCGAACCCCCGCCGCUGGACGCCGUCAUAGAGGCCGAGUUCACCCUCAGAGAACUGGACGCUCUGGACAGCAACGACGAACUGACCCCUCUCGGCCGCAUCCUGGCCCGCCUGCCCAUAGAGCCCCGGCUGGGCAAGAUGAUGAUUAUGGGAUGCAUCUUCAAUGUCGGCGACGCGGUGUGCACCAUCUCGGCCGCCUCCUGCUUCCCGGAGCCCUUCGUCAACGAGGGCCGUCGCCUUGGUUACGUUCACCGCAACUUUGCCGGCACGCGCUUCUCGGACCACGUGGCUCUGCUGUCGGUGUUCCAGGCCUGGGACGACGUCCGGCUGAACGGUGAGGAUGCGGAGAGGAACUUCUGUGAACACAAGCGCCUCAACAUGUCCACGCUGAGGAUGACCUGGGAGGCCAAGGUCCAGCUGAAGGACAUCCUGAUCAACUCUGGCUUUCCUGAAGAGAGUCUGAUGAGCCAGAUGUUCAAUGCGGUGGGGCCGGACAACGGCCUGGACGUGGUGGUCAGCCUGCUGACCUUUGGGUCCUACCCCAACGUGUGCUUCCACAAGGAGAAGCGGAAGAUCCUGACCACGGAGGGACGCAACGCCCUCAUCCACAAGACCUCUGUCAACUGUCCCUUCAGCAGCCAGGACAUGACCUACCCCUCGCCCUUCUUCGUCUUCGGGGAGAAGAUCCGGACCAGAGCCAUCUCGGCCAAGGGAAUGACCCUGGUCAGCCCCCUGCAGCUCAUCCUCUUCGGCUCCAAGAAGAUCAUGUCCAACGGAGACGUGGUAGAGCUGGAUGACUGGAUCAAGCUGAGGCUCCCCCACCAUGUGGCGGGCGCCAUCGCUGCCCUGAGGGCGGCGCUGGAGGCCCUGGUGGUCUCCGUCACCAAGGACCCCGAGUUCAUCCGUCAGCUGGACCCUGUCAACCAGACGCUGCUCAACGUCAUCCGCCACGUGUCGCGACCCUCCGCCGCAGGGCUCAACCUCAUGAUCAGCAACCAGCGGCAUGGAGAUGGGCCUCGGCCACCAAAGAUGGCCCGUCUGGAUGGAGGCGGAGGAUACGGUGGAGGGGGCUACAGAGGGGGAGGUGGCUACAGAGGAGGAGGAGGAGGGUAUGGGGGUGGUGGAGGGUACAGAGGAGGUGGGGGUUAUGGGGGUGGUGGAGGAGGCUACAGGGGUGGAGGUGGAGGAGGCUACAGGGGUGGAGGUGGUGGAGGGUACAGGGGCGGAGGGUAUGGAGGUAACAGGGGAGGCUACAGGGGCGGGUAUUAACGGGUCUGGUUCUGGGCCAUCAGAACCCAUCUAGUAUGUCUGAAGUCAAAGGAUUCAAGUGUGGAGAAUUGAUGAGAUGUAGCCGCUGAGUUGUUGUAGUAGAUCGGUUGUUUCUUUGUGUUGGUUAAUCUGGGUCAUUAAUAACAAUAGAUUUCACAAUUGAUACCUAACCAAAACGUUCCCCUGCCUGUUUUCUAUCAUUUUAUUGUUCUGUUCCUUAAUGACAGCAGUGGUUCUUUGUUUUCUGGAACUUUUACAACAAUAAAAAAAUCCUGUUGAAUAUGUUUUUUGUCUUAA
Messenger RNA from Gadus chalcogrammus (walleye pollock), 4840 nucleotides. RefSeq names its product DEAH (Asp-Glu-Ala-His) box helicase 9 (gene dhx9). Gene Ontology annotation, cellular component: nucleolus; intracellular anatomical structure; ribonucleoprotein complex. Gene Ontology annotation, molecular function: double-stranded RNA binding; 3'-5' DNA/RNA helicase activity; 3'-5' DNA helicase activity. The record is from RefSeq and is a predicted model, not a curated record. Gene Ontology annotation, biological process: positive regulation of transcription by RNA polymerase II; regulation of mRNA processing. The transcript is spliced from 23 exons. Bases 1457 to 4543 code for a protein of 1028 amino acids. Lineage: Eukaryota; Metazoa; Chordata; Actinopteri; Gadiformes; Gadidae.